GGGAGCUUCUACCAUGCACGUGAUCUAAGGUUAACCACUUCGGAAAUUAUCAUUUAAUCUCCUUAGUCCCGAUAGCCAAGAAUUCUUUUGCCCCUUUUCUCGUCGCUGCCAAGAUAAUACAUCUUCUUUUUACUUUCUCUAUGCUAUAAGAAGCUUUUACCGUCGGUCAAAUGAUAAAUUCGGAUCAUGACAAAUUCUCCGUCUGUUUGUCCAGUCCGAAUCAAUUAGGCUAGGCAUAGGUGAUUGUAGCGCAUCCAGCGCUUCGAGAAGCUUGCUCUUCGAUGAUCAUCAUUAUGACGAAAAUCGGACAUUGAACCAUACAACGUGUAAGUCUUUCAUUGUGAAGUCACAUAAUCUGGCACGAGACUCAGUACCUUCUGUAUCGCGUUGCAGCCUUUCAGUCACCUUCCCAAUCAACAAAAUGACUAGUAUGUCGAUUCCUCCGCCUUGGCGAGCGGCUUGCAAGACUUUAUAUGAAAUUCCACAAGAAUGGGACUGAUUCAAGCCUACUUUAAAUUGAUGGUUCAAAAAAAGCUUCUCUAGCAAAAUUCACCAUUCGUGGAAAAUUCAAACUUGUCAAUAUGAGGGAAGUGCCGACCCGCUGCCAAGCUGAAAUCUGGGGAUAUGGAGUUGAAACAUAGAGGAAUCCCCAUCACUGCAGAUUAAUCUUCAUCUGAAGAUUGUGGAGAUAAUAUCUAGUGCCGGUGUGUUGAACAUCUGGGGCCUAUGAGCUGCUGCUUUCUGUGUACAUAUUUAUUCCGGCCCAUGACAAAUUGAUUUCGCCCAUUGUUCGCAUGACGAAAAUAUGAUUUCGGGAGAUUGCUAUGCUUGGCCUCGAGGACUUUAUAAAGACGGGUGUCCUCAAGACCUCACCUUGCCAAGUUUGACAUCCAUCCAUUUCACUUGAUCGUCUCAUCAUGCAUAAGAACUCUCAGAUCUCUGGGCUUUUAGCCCUCACCUUGGCAGGUGCUUGCACUGCCCAGACAGCCUGUACUGCUUCGGUGUAUUCCCAAAUCGCUCCUUGUGUUGCGUCUUCUACGGCCAUUGUUUUGAACAACGUGUUUGCGCCAUCAGGUAGCAGUAUUGACCUUACCAAAGUUAAGGCCGGUACAACAAUCACCUUCGCUGGAAAAACCACAUUUGGAUUUACCAAUGAAAGUAGCUUCGAACCAAUAAAGUUGGGGGGUUCUGGAAUCACCGUUACCGCCGAGCCUGAUGCAAUUAUCGAUGGCAAUGGCCAAGCUUACUGGGAUGGUCUUGGUUCAAACGGUGGUGUGCCAAAGCCAAACCAUUUCAUUGCAGCCUCGAAAUUGAUCGGGGGUUCCAUCAUUGAGAAUCUUUACAUUCAAAACUGGCCCGUCCAUCUUUUCACUAUCACCGGUGCUGUUGGACUGACCAUUCAAAAUCUGGUCCUCAACAACACAGCAGGAGACGCACCAAAUGCAGCAAGUGGUACAUUGGCCGCAGCACAUAAUUCAGAUGGAUUUGAUGUCAGCUCAUCCAGCAACACAAUAAUCAAGAAUACACAAGUUUUCAAUCAGGAUGAUUGUGUAGCAGUCACGAGCGGAAACAACAUCACCAUUGAUGGAUUACAUUGCUCAGGUGGUCAUGGUCUCUCCAUCGGAUCUGUUGGUGGAAAGAGUAACAACAAUGUUACAAAUAUCACAUUCAAAAACAGCGAAUUAGUCAAUUCCAGCAACGGAGCUCGCAUCAAGUCAAAUUCCGGAACCACCGGUUUCAUCUCCAACAUCACAUACAGCAAUAUCAAGCUCACCAAUAUUGAUACUUAUGGAAUCGAUGUACAACAAGAUUAUCUUAACGGAGGCCCAACAGGAAAGCCAACUAACGGUGUCAAAAUUGAGAACAUUCUAUUUGAAAAUGUGGUUGGAACAGCUGCAGCCAGUGCUAGAAACUACUAUGUGCUUUGUGGCGAGGGAAGCUGUAGCAAUAUCAAGUUCUCUGGUGUUAAGAUCACAGGAGGUGCAAAAAACAGCACCUGUAACUACCCAGCAACUGGCUGCCCCGCAUAAAUAUACAUGGGGAGCGAGGAGAAGUGAGAGAAUAAGGGUCGUCUGAAGCAGGAGGAAAGAGGAGGAAGGAGGAUAAAAGAUGUAUAUACUUGGGCACCGUUGUUUGUAUAUAAAAUUAAAAUAUUCGCAG
Messenger RNA from Botrytis sinoallii, 2160 nucleotides. RefSeq lists its product as uncharacterized. The transcript is spliced from 5 exons. The coding region runs from base 918 to 2030 and encodes 370 amino acids. Lineage: Eukaryota; Fungi; Ascomycota; Leotiomycetes; Helotiales; Sclerotiniaceae. Gene Ontology annotation, biological process: pectin catabolic process. Gene Ontology annotation, cellular component: extracellular region. The record is from RefSeq and is a predicted model, not a curated record. Gene Ontology annotation, molecular function: polygalacturonase activity.